Messenger RNA from Physcomitrium patens, 3124 nucleotides. NCBI's taxonomy places the organism in Eukaryota, Viridiplantae, Streptophyta, Bryopsida, Funariales, Funariaceae. The record is from RefSeq and is a predicted model, not a curated record.
ACGUUCGCUAUCGGAUUUUUGGAAGCGGUCGAUGCCCGCGCAUUUAAUCUGAUGGGACUCGUGGAACUGGAGCCGAUUCGUGCGUGAAUCAGUAGGUGCGCGGUACUGGUGUGGUGGCGACAUCAAGCUCGAUUUAAAGUUAGCAGCUUUAUGAUUUCACCGUGAGUUGAAUCGUAGCAAGCUGUUAUGUGUGCGGGGGUGGAUGUUGGCAAUGUACAAUUGGAGAUUAUCACGAGGUGACGUAGAGUUGUGGUUGGGAUUGAGCGUGGGAGAGUAGCGGUCAGCUGCUGUGACGCUGGUGUGGAGUGGUGGCUGUCGUGAGACUUUGGUUUUGUAGGGGGGAAGAGGAUGGGUGAAAUUUGGAAAAGCUUCAGGGUUGGACAUGGACAUGAAGAUGAAUUUAGGGUUUACGGUUUCAAGUUUGCUACGUAGCGGUGGCAUUCUUCGCAUAGGUGGAGUACUUGAGGAAUGGAAGUUGGAUUUGGCGUGAGUUUGUUUUCUGUGAGUGUGCCUCUUGAGUUGGGAAGUCUACAUGCGGUUUUUUUGUCGGAAAGUGACUAAAAAUGGACUACGGAGUUAUCCAACUAUUGAAUGCUUUACAUGAUGAUCAAUGAUCUGGCGAUGCAUCUCCGAAGCCGACAAGCGUCCCGCAGUUUAGAUAAAUUAUCAAUUUCGUAGGGUUGAUUCCAGGGUAAGAAUACAAUGGGAACUUUGACGGAUCCUACAGUAGACCCGGCCGACCCCCAUGUUAAAGCAGACGAUGGGGCGGGUUUAAUAGACGCAGGACAGGUGCAUCCUGAGCGGUUGGAGACACUCGCCGAAGACCAAAGUCAACGUGAUGGAGCCAAUGGUGUUCACUUUCCAGUUAAGACUAAUACAGGAAAUGCGGCGGAGUCGACAGCUUCUACAGAAAAUGGUGAGACAGGGUCGAUUGAUGUGGGAAAAUUACGUACGAAACCAUCUCCCGUCCAAACCCAUAUCCACCGUGGUGGAAGCGAAGGUCUCUAUCGUGGAGCAAGCGGAGGUAUUUAUCGCAGUGCAAGUGGAAGUACUCACAUCCACCGUGGUGCAAGUGGAGGAAUUCUUCGUGGCCAAAGUGGAGGUAUCCACCGCGGUAGAAGCGGAGCUAUUCACCUUCCAAGCCUCCAGAGUAUCUCUUUCUCAAUGACUCGGUUACCAGAGGAGGACGCAGGAGUGAUGAUGCACUUCACCGAGACGAAAGAAACGGAAACUACGCCCGAAUCUUCAAGAGCAAGCGAUGAAGAUGCCCCAACUCCUAAGAAAAAACACCGUCUAAGGAAACAUUUGACUGCAAUUGGAGCAUACAGUUUUGCAUUCCGCUUCUCGGAGACUGUACUUUCUCUCAUUGCCAUUGUGGUUAUGUGUUCCACUCGUGGAUCCAUGCGGACUGAUGGGGUAGACUUCGGCACUUUGAAGUUCAAUCAUUUUCAGGCUUACAGAUAUUUAGUUGCUGUAAACGUUAUUGUCUUCGUCUACUCAACUUUUCAGUUUAUACAACUGUUGUAUACUGUGAUUCUGGGCAUUUCCUUCAUUCCGUCCAUUUUUAUCAGCACUUGGAUGACUUUUGGUUUUGAUCAGUUAUUUUUAUAUCUCUUAUUGUCGGCAAGCACCUCGGCAGCGACAGUGGCAAAUAUGUCGUAUACUGGAGAGAUGGGCAUUCAACUAUGUUCACGCUUUGAUGUUGGUUCCUUUUGCUCAAAGGCGGACGUUGCUGUAACCAUGAGCUUUUUCGCUGUCCUAGCGAUGCUUUCUUCCACCAUCCUUGCAAUAUAUCGCAUCGCUGUAUUAUUGAGGGAAUAUUGAUGAGCACAGAUUUGUGCGGUGAUUCGUUGUUGUGCGUUGUAAAUACAUUUCUCUUCAAAAUGUAUUGUUCUGCACGGAACAUUGCUUGAUUAAACAUUGUGUGUAAAAGCCAUUUGAAAAUUGAAUGCUCCACAGUAGAGAUAGAACGUGCCUGAUCUGUCCGAAAUCAAGUACAUUUAAGUGAAUAAACAUUUCAUUUAUUUACGUUGCUUUGGACGUAAAAUGGAAGCACGUGGGCCUAGGGUUAGAUCCCGCUCUUAGUAAUGGUGAUUUUGACUUGAAAGAUAGUGAGGAAUGAAGAGGCACUGUAAAUUCCUUGGCACCAGUAGAUGGACUUGAGACGGUGUUUCGCAGUCAACAGUUAGUGAAAAAUUCUAACUCGUACAAUUAUUCCCAUACCCCCUCAGAAACAUGUUUGUCAAGUAAACAUCAUUAAAUACUGAUCUGCGAACUGCUGCAGUUUUGGAUACAGCGUUGGCAAGGACUAUAUUGUGAUGAAACGUAACAACUGCCUGUCAAUAAUUUUGACACGUGCUACCUUCCGAGUAAUCAAAAUCACCACUGCUCAGGGCGAGAGCUCUACAUCUGGACCCAUGAGAAUUCCCAGAAUAUGCUCAAGGUAUUUCUGCACUAUUCGUUGAACUGUGACUGAGUCGGUUGAUAAAUUUAGUUAAAUCUCGUUAACUUGUCCAUAAGGAUCAUCUAUACAGGUACUUUCUUCACAUACAUUCUCCCGAACAUAACUAACCAAAUAACUCGCAACUUGUUGCAUGUUUUCUGGGGGCUUUCUGACCAUUUGUCAAAGAUGCAGUGCACAUUCUGCAUUGGCCAGCAUGGUAGUCAUCUUCUAUACUCGUGUCACGAAGGGAUAUUGAGUGUGCACUGCUGGCAUGCAUUGAAGAGGGUUCUAAACUGACUCAUGCUGUGUUUCCUGUUUGGAAAACGACCACGGUGCGAUUCAGUCUUCCUGGUCCAUCAUUUUCAUUGUUGAACUGUUUCCCACAAGUGGGUGUCUCUGAAUGCUUCAGAAUAGGGAGGAGAGUAUUUAAUACUAAAGGGGUAUUUAAACAUAAAAGCCCACUUUGAAAAGUCAUGGUAUAUAAAAUUUGCAUAGGUUCUUUGCUUAGCCAAGAAAAGUUAUUCUUUGGUAUUGGUAAUUUAUGGAGACAGUACGAAGUGAGAGAAGGUCACUACUUGGAUCAUGUUAUGAUUUUGUUGUGAUUUUACUCACGACAUCUUAAAUUUGGAUCGUGGAGAUAAUUAUAAAUGGGAAAAGUUUGUUAUAAAACAAAUUCUAGUU